AAGCUUAGAGGCGUGGUGUGGAUGGGGAUGCAGCAGGUAGCAGCCACUACUCCACAUGUCAACACAUGGGCACUGCUACUGCAGGGUGCUCUCAUCUCUCCAUGCCAGGGCUGUGCUUUCUAUUGCCAUCUCUGUCAUUGCCUAGUUGCUAGCUGGCUGAAAGGUUUCUCUCUGUUACUGUAAAGAGGAGGGGGAGAGGGGGAAGUAGCAGAAGAGGAGGAGGAAGAUGUGAGAGAGACUGAGGGGACUGUAGAUCCAGCACUCACAUCCCCAGACUGUCUUACCUCUCAAGUAUCUCUAUAGCUGUUGUCAACAUGGACAUCAUUGUGAAUGGCUCCUUGUUACUCCCUGACAGCCUCCUCAACAACACUAGCACCGCAGACCAAGGUAUCAAUGGCUCUCUGUCAGCCUUCAGGUGUCCAGUUGGUACCUUGGGCAACACGACCAGGCUAGAUGGCAACCAGUCCUAUCUGUGCAAUGGGCGAGAGCUUCUUCAGGAGGACACCAACUCCAUCAUCAUAGCCAUCAUCAUCACUGCCCUGUACUCCAUGAUCUGCGUGGUGGGGCUCUUUGGAAACGUUUUGGUCAUGUAUGUCAUUGUCAGAUACACCAAAAUGAAGACAGCUACCAAUAUCUACAUCUUUAAUCUCGCCUUAGCAGAUGCCCUUGCAACAAGUACCUUGCCCUUUCAAAGUGUGAACUACCUUAUGGGAACAUGGCCCUUUGGUAAUAUUGUAUGUAAAAUUGUUAUAUCAAUAGACUACUAUAAUAUGUUCACAAGCAUUUUCACUCUGACUACAAUGAGUGUUGACCGGUAUAUAGCUGUUUGCCAUCCAGUAAAAGCUCUUGAUUUCAGGACACCAAGAAAUGCCAAAAUUGUUAACGUUUGCAACUGGAUCCUUUCUUCAGCAAUCGGACUGCCCGUAAUGUUUAUGGCAACCACAAAAACUGAAAGAGGGUCAACUGAUUGUGCGCUUAAAUUUCCACACCCUUCAUGGUACUGGGACAACCUCUUGAAAAUAUGUGUUUUUAUAUUUGCAUUCAUAAUGCCAGUCCUUAUAAUAACAGUGUGUUAUGGGAUGAUGAUCUUACGGCUCAAGAGUGUCCGAAUGCUGUCUGGAUCCAAAGAAAAAGACAGGAAUCUGAGAAGAAUAACAAGGAUGGUCCUUGUUGUCGUUGCUGUGUUCAUUGUCUGUUGGACUCCAAUUCACAUAUACGUGAUUAUUAAGGCCUUGAUUAAUAUCCCUCCUUCUCUUUUUCAGACAGUGACCUGGCAUGUAUGUAUUGCUCUAGGUUACACAAACAGCUGCCUUAACCCAGUUCUUUAUGCAUUUUUAGAUGAGAACUUUAAAAGAUGCUUUAGAGAGUUUUGCAUCCCUACAUCUUCAACUAUAGAGCAGCAAAACUCUACCCGCAUGCGUCACAAUACACGUGACCACGCUUCCACUGCCAACACAGUAGAUAGGACUAACCAUCAGGUAUGACUAGCCGUGGAAAUGUCAUGUCUGGAUUCAGGAGGUCCUGCAAGAGAGGACAUCAGUUCAGAAGUUACUCAGAUAACUACAGGGCUUUAAUCCACUGGUGGAAUGAGACUAGAAAUCUUAUAUUUUUGUUUGGCACAAUGAAGUCCAAGCACCUUCAAUAGGAGACAAAGAUUGUCACUGUACAGAGUUGGUAUUUUCUGUGAUGAGGCAACAUAUGUAUGUUGCAUAAGAUAUAUAUAUAUAUAUAUAUAUAUAUAUAUAUAUAUAUAUAUAGUGUAAAAAUGUAAAAUAACAACAAAUUUGAUAUGUACAGAUAUACAUUUUACAAAUGAAAGAAGAAUUAUACAAUUUGGAAAAGGCUUCGAAUGGGUUUUACAAAAGUGCGCAUGAAGAUACUGGACAGUACCCGACAAGUUGUUGAAAACCUCUCUAAUGACUUUCUGUGUUAUUCUGUCACCAACUUAAGACAAAAUAAGCAUAACUUAUAGACUGUAAAUACCUUAUUACUUAUAGACUGUAAAUACCCUUUAUGUAUCCCGUUGUCUGUGCCAACUUAAAAACUAUUUUCCAGGGUUAUCCUUGACUCUUGUUUGGACAUGUACAUCAGUAAAAUGCAUAGUGAUAUUGACACAAUGAAGAAGUCGGGAAUAGAAGUAGCCAGGUUGGUAAACAAGCCAAACUACGAAGCGAAGAGUAGUAAUAUACUUUGUAACAUAUAGUAUUUGACAGAGAAAAGCCAGGGAUUCUCAAAUAACCUAAAAGCCAUAAUACAAUACAAAGGUUGUAAUGUCAACAAAUUUUCAAGGGCAAACAUUCUAAAUAUAUAUUGGAUCUCAUGGAAUUUUUUGCCACGAUAAGGACUUUUUGAAAACAAAUAUGCCUUUUUUCAGUCCUUCAAAGUAUGCUUUGGUCUUUGAUAAAUACAUGGAAUAAAUAAAAUAAUUUCAUUACUGACUGUAUAGUUUAAUAGUUAAUUAAAAAGCACAGGUGCCAUUUGCAUGCCUACACCUACAAUUUGAGGGUAAAUAUGCAGGUCAUGGAAAAUAUGGUUGCAUGUAAAGCAUAGGUGGAAUGUACUGACAAAGAGUAAAAUUUUGAACAUUAUUGUAAACAACAAAUAUUUAUACAUAUAUAGCAAUAGGUAAAAAAAAAAAAACAUUUAGCUUGUUGACCUUUUAUAAGAGUUUGGAAUUUCAGCCAUUGUUAAAAAAAAUUAGGUAAUGUUGUUUAGUUACAUAUUAUUUGCCUUUUGUGCUUGCCUUGAUGGUGUGACUAACAUCUUCAGCUAUAUACGAUCACUGCAUCACUAUGAUGACAUAACCAUGUAAGUUAAGCACUAUCAUACAUAUAUUACAAUAGUAAAAUACUAACUGAUAUUUGUUACAUUUAAUUUAUCACCAUUUAUUGCAUUAACUAAAAAAAUAAAAUGUGCAUUAUGUGCUGCCUUAUGACUAAUCCUUCUAAAUAUGAUAUAAAGUAUUUUCUUGACUAUAAUUGUAUAUGUAUAAUAUCAUCUACAGUCAAUUAAGAAUCCCUAGAUACAAAUAUAACAUGAAAAUGUUUAUUGAUACAGUUUGUAAAAAAUAUAAACAUAUUACUUAUGAAGAAACUAUUUUUAACUAUUGGAUACUUACCUUUUUAUUAUCAUUGAUUGUUAUAUCACAGUUAAGCUAAUCACAGUUGGAGUAUUACGGUUUUUCUAGAUUACUGGUAAUUCAUCUAUGAUGUUUAUGUAAUGCUGUGUGCAAUGUAAAACUGUCAACUUCCACCAAAUGUGUACUUUCUCUAUCAGCAUUUAUCAUAUCAAUAAACUUGAUCUGCUUCGUGA
Hyla sarda is the source of this 3312-nucleotide messenger RNA. RefSeq names its product opioid receptor mu 1 (gene OPRM1). Lineage: Eukaryota; Metazoa; Chordata; Amphibia; Anura; Hylidae. Gene Ontology annotation, biological process: neuropeptide signaling pathway; G protein-coupled opioid receptor signaling pathway; sensory perception of pain. Bases 315 to 1484 code for a protein of 389 amino acids. The transcript is spliced from 3 exons. Gene Ontology annotation, molecular function: morphine receptor activity; G-protein beta-subunit binding; G-protein alpha-subunit binding. The record is from RefSeq and is a predicted model, not a curated record. Gene Ontology annotation, cellular component: membrane; neuron projection.